AUGUCUUCACAAGAGGGUAUAUACUUCCCUACCGUCUACGAACCCACAGUCUUCGAGAACUAUGUCCAUGACAUCUUUGUCGAUAACGUCCACAUUGAGCUGUCCUUGUGGGACACCGCCGGCCAAGAAGAAUUCGACCGUCUCCGCAGUCUAUCCUAUGACGACACGGAUCUGAUCGUACUCUGCUACAGCGUCGACAGCAAGGACUCGCUCGAAAACGUCGAAAGCAAAUGGGUCGGCGAGAUCGCGGAUAACUGUCCCGGUGUCAAGCUUGUUCUUGUGGCGCUCAAGUGCGACCUGCGCGAGGGCAACGAUGACGAUAACGUCGGCGCCGAUGGCCAGCCGCAGGCGCCGCAACCCGGCGAGAAGCGCAACCCCACCCUGAUCAACUACGACCAGGGCCUCGAGGUCGCCCGUCGUAUCCAGGCAUCUCGUUACCUCGAAUGCUCGGCCAUGAAGAACCGUGGCGUCAAUGAGGCAUUCACCGAGGCCGCGCGUGUCGCCCUCAGCGUCAAGAAGGAGCGCGACGAGUCCAAGUGCAUCGUCAUGUGA
Messenger RNA from Verticillium nonalfalfae, 552 nucleotides. It is a transcript of the gene RHO3, whose product is annotated as Rho GTPase. The transcript has 4 exons. The record is from RefSeq and is a predicted model, not a curated record. Lineage: Eukaryota; Fungi; Ascomycota; Sordariomycetes; Glomerellales; Plectosphaerellaceae. Gene Ontology annotation, biological process: small GTPase-mediated signal transduction. Bases 1 to 552 code for a protein of 183 amino acids. Gene Ontology annotation, molecular function: GTP binding; GTPase activity.